This is a messenger RNA of Fukomys damarensis (Damara mole-rat), 1561 nucleotides long. RefSeq names its product sequestosome 1 (gene Sqstm1). Gene Ontology annotation, cellular component: amphisome; aggresome. The record is from RefSeq and is a predicted model, not a curated record. Gene Ontology annotation, molecular function: zinc ion binding; protein kinase C binding; K63-linked polyubiquitin modification-dependent protein binding. Gene Ontology annotation, biological process: endosome organization; aggrephagy; mitophagy. Bases 77 to 1150 code for a protein of 357 amino acids. The transcript has 7 exons. NCBI's taxonomy places the organism in Eukaryota, Metazoa, Chordata, Mammalia, Rodentia, Bathyergidae.
CUGAUGUGCUUGCUGUCCUUUCAACCAUGUAGAUGAGGACGGGGACUUGGUGGCCUUUUCCAGUGACGAGGAGCUGAUGAUGGCCAUGUCCUAUGUGAAGGAUGACAUCUUCCGCAUCUACAUUAAAGAGAAGAAAGAGUACCGGAGGGAGCACCGCCCCCAGUGUGUGCAGGGAGCGCCUCACCCCAUGGUGCACCCCAACGUGAUCUGUGACGGCUGUGACGGGCCUGUGGUGGGAACCCGAUACAAGUGCAGCGUGUGCCCCAACUACGAUCUGUGUGGCGUCUGCGAGGGGAAAGGCAUUCACAGGGAGCACAGCAAGGUCCCGCUGGCCAGCCCCCUGGAGCACUUUGCUGAGGGCUUCGCUCACAGCCGCUGGUUCCGGAAGCUGAAACACGGGCAUUGCCGGUGGCCUGGCUGGGAGAUGGGCCCGCCAGGCAACUGGAGCCCACGUCCUCCUCGGGCGGGGGAUGCCCGCCCCAGCUCCGGUGCAGAACCAGCUUCUGGCCCAUCAGAGGAUCCCAAUGUAAAUUUUCUGAAGAAUGUAGGGGAGAGUGUGGCGGCUGCCCUCAGUCCUCUGGGAAUUGAAGUUGACAUUGACGUGGAGCAUGGAGGAAAAAGGAGCCGCCUGACACCCGUCUCCCCGGAGAGCCCCAGCAUGGAGGACAAGGGCAGCUCCCAGCCGAGCAGCUGCUCCUCAGAGCCCAGCAGGCCGGACAGCAGCGGCAAGGGCAUGGCGCAGGCUCUGGCAGAACAGAUGAGGAAGAUCGCCCUGGAGCCCACGGGGCAGCCCGAGGAGCAGAUGGAGUCCGACAACUGUUCCGGAGGAGAUGAGGACUGGACUCAUCUGUCUUCAAAAGAAGUGGACCCCUCCACUGGGGAGCUUCAGUCCCUCCAGAUGCCAGAGUCGGAAGGGCCAAGCUCUCUGGACCCUUCCCAGCAGGGGCCCACAGGGCUGAAGGAGGCCGCUUUGUACCCGCACCUCCCACCAGAGGCUGACCCCCGGCUGAUUGAGUCACUGUCCCAGAUGCUGUCCAUGGGCUUCUCUGAUGAAGGUGGCUGGCUCACCCGGCUCCUGCAGACCAAGAACUACGACAUAGGGGCCGCCCUGGACACCAUCCAGUACUCGAAGCACCCGCCACCGCUGUGACUUUGGCGCCUGGCCAUGUCCUGUGCCUGCUUUCCUGUCUCAGCUCUGGGUAGUGUAGAGCGCAGGCCCGUGGGGGGUUUCUUGGAGUGGGGACAGGUGACCCUGAUGUCCCUGCGCCACACUGGCAGUCCAGUGCCCCAUGGCCCUGUGCUUCUCUUUUUAACAAAUGACUAAUCGUGCAGCACAGACAGCUAGUGGCACUGUCAGGGAGUGACACCCGGGAGGUACAGCCCAGCCAGCAGGUUUGCUGUGGGGAGUCUGGGUGUGGCUUUCGCCAGUCGCGUCCUGACCCUGACCACGCUAGCUCUCAUUUCCAGAUGUGUUAUGUGCUUUAAAGUGAGAAACUCCCUUUAGCCACCCUAGGGGGACCUGAUGUGGAGCCACUUGUAAUUAAACUGCAUGUGCACUUUA